AUGAACGAAAUUAUAGAUAAAAAAAAAAGUGACACUUAUAAUAAAAUAAAACUGAUUAUUAAAGAUGUAUAUGAAGGCAAUUUGAAGAAUGUUCUGGAAGAAAUGUCUCUAAAUGUGGACAAACCUAUAACGCAUAUGCUCAAUGUUAAUUCGGACGCCAAGGAGGACAUCUUAAAAAUCCAAUUCGGAGAUAUCAAUGAAAAAUUAACCAACUCCUUAGGGGAACAUAAGAAUGCUUGCGACAAAUUAAAAGCUAGGAUCAGUCUUCUAUCGUAUGUUAAUGUGCCGGACAAAUAUAACAUUAUCAAUGGGGAAGCAAAUAAAAAGUAUAACGAGUUAAUAAAAGAAAUUGAUGACAAAGAUAUCGAUACGAAAUUGCAGUAA
Molecule: messenger RNA, 384 nt
Organism: Plasmodium fragile
Lineage: Eukaryota; Apicomplexa; Aconoidasida; Haemosporida; Plasmodiidae
Exons: 3
Coding region: 1-384 (127 amino acids)
Source: RefSeq, a predicted model, not a curated record